UUGCUGUCACACUCUGUUUUCAUCACCAAAACUUAAACCUCUCAACUUUCCUAUUAAACCCUAGAUCUUCCCCGGUACUUUCACUUUCUCCACCGCCGACCACCAUAAAUGGCUGCCUCCGCUUCCCCUACCCUCCGUACACCUUCCUUAAGGAACUCCCUAUUUUCUUCUCUCUCUUCUAAGCUUCCUCUUCCUUCCGCUUUUUCUGUUAAUCUUCGUCCACGGAGUGUUGCCGCCCCGCGGUUUGUGGUUUUGGUCUCUGCGUCUCUAAAUGCGAAACCCACGGUUCUUGUUGCGGAGAAGCUCGGGGAAGCGGGUCUUGAUUUGCUUAAGGAAUUUGCUAAUGUUGAUUGCUCCUAUAAUUUGAGCCCUGAGGAGCUUUGUACCAAGAUCUCUCUCUGUGAUGCGCUUAUUGUGCGUAGUGGGACUAAGGUUAGCCGUGAGGUGUUUGAAUCAUCUGGAGGAAGGUUGAAGGUCGUUGGGAGAGCUGGUGUUGGCAUUGACAAUGUAGAUCUGGCGGCCGCCACUGAGCAUGGUUGUUUAGUGGUGAAUGCUCCCACUGCUAACACCGUAGCUGCCGCCGAGCACGGAAUUGCGCUUUUGACUGCAAUGGCUAGAAAUGUUGCCCAAGCCGACGCAUCUGUUAAAGCUGGGAAGUGGCAACGCAACAAAUAUGUUGGUGUAUCACUUGUGGGGAAAACACUGGCUGUAAUGGGAUUCGGCAAAGUCGGAUCUGAAGUUGCUCGUCGUGCAAAGGGACUUGGCAUGCAUGUAAUCGCACAUGACCCAUAUGCCCCAGCCGAUCGUGCUCGUGCAAUAGGUGUAGAGCUUGUGGGCUUUGAAGAAGCCAUUGCAACGGCUGAUUUCAUCUCUUUACAUAUGCCUUUAACUCCAGCCACGUCAAAGAUCCUUAAUGAUGAGAAUUUUGCAAAGAUGAAGAAAGGAGUAAGGAUUGUGAAUGUUGCUCGCGGAGGAGUAAUUGAUGAAGAAGCUCUUGUAAGGGCGCUGGAUGCUGGAAUUGUUGCUCAGGCUGCCCUUGAUGUCUUCACUGUGGAACCACCUCCUAAGGAUAGCAAGUUGAUUCAGCACGAGAAUGUCACCGUAACUCCUCAUCUUGGUGCUAGCACAAUGGAGGCUCAGGAAGGAGUGGCUGUUGAAAUAGCUGAAGCUGUUGUUGGAGCCUUGAAAGGGGAGCUUGCGGCUACCGCCGUCAAUGCUCCGAUGGUUCCUGCAGAGGUGUUAACGGAGCUGAAACCAUUUGUUGAACUCGCUGAGAAAUUGGGAAGAUUGGCUGUCCAAUUGGUAGCCGGAGGAAGUGGUGUGAAAACUGUGAAAGUAACAUAUGCUUCCUCUAGAGCUCCUGAUGAUCUUGACACCAGGCUUCUUCGUGCCAUGAUAACAAAAGGUCUCAUUGAGCCUAUUUCCAGUGUUUUCGUGAACUUGGUUAAUGCUGACUUCACUGCCAAACAAAGAGGACUACGGAUAACCGAGGAGCGAGUCAUUAUCGAUGGUUCGCCUGAGAAACCAUUAGAAUACAUUCAGGUCCAGAUUGCCAACGUGGAAUCCAAAUUUGCCAGUGCUAUAUCAGAUAGUGGAGAGAUAAAGGUGGAAGGACUUGUGAAAGAUGGAGUCCCUCACCUCACGAAGGUCGGGUCUUUUGAAGUCGAUGUUAGUCUGGAGGGCAGCAUCAUUCUCUGCAGGCAAGUUGACCAGCCAGGUAUGAUUGGAAAGGUUGGAAGCAUUCUUGGCGAAGAAAAUGUUAAUGUUAGUUUCAUGAGUGUUGGAAGGAUUGCGCCUCGGAAGCAAGCUGUUAUGGCCAUUGGUGUUGAUGAACAGCCCAGCAAGGAAUCCUUGAAGAGGAUUGGUGAUGUCCCAGCAAUUGAAGAGUUUGUUUUCCUCAAGUUGUAGAAUGUACUAUGGUCAUGACUCCCUUUCCUUCCCUCUUCCCUUUUUCCCCAAGAAAAAAAGAAAAAACUUAUUGGUUGCGAACCAUCCUCUCGGGAUUUGGGUACAUUCCUUCCUACAUGUCAUGUUUGGCCCCAAUUUUGACAAUUUUUAUUUAAAUAAAGCUGGAUUGUUGUCACAA
Molecule: messenger RNA, 2086 nt
Organism: Cucumis sativus (cucumber)
Lineage: Eukaryota; Viridiplantae; Streptophyta; Magnoliopsida; Cucurbitales; Cucurbitaceae
Product: D-3-phosphoglycerate dehydrogenase 1, chloroplastic
Exons: 5
Coding region: 109-1908 (599 amino acids)
Biological process (GO): L-serine biosynthetic process
Cellular component (GO): chloroplast stroma
Molecular function (GO): phosphoglycerate dehydrogenase activity; NAD binding
Source: RefSeq, a predicted model, not a curated record